AUGCAACUAAACACUGUAGCUAAGCACAGUGAAAUGACAAAACUGCCCUCUCUUUUUACUGUUUUGCAAACUCAUUUUUCUCAUCAGCACAGUGAAAUCACGUUUUUGCCCUUGGGCAAUGAUGUAAGAGGCUGGUCUAUUGUUGGAGAUUAUUUGGAGGCUUCGAUUUUUAUAGGAGUGGCGUGCGUUGAUCUUCUUCUUCGGAUCGAACUCCAGCUUUCUCUCACUGAUCUUGAUGACGAGAAAGAACUCAGAAAAUUGCUAGGGACUGGAAUGGAUACGCAGGAUGCAUCUCCUUCAAUGUUGCUGUUCUUUGACAAGCAAAGAUUUAUAUUUAAUGCUGGAGAGAGAUUGCAACGGUUCUGCACAGAGCAUAAGAUUAAGUUAUCAAAGGUAUAA
Prunus armeniaca (apricot) is the source of this 399-nucleotide messenger RNA. The record is from the annotation of a GenBank genome assembly. Lineage: Eukaryota; Viridiplantae; Streptophyta; Magnoliopsida; Rosales; Rosaceae.